Centruroides sculpturatus (bark scorpion) is the source of this 615-nucleotide messenger RNA. RefSeq lists its product as uncharacterized. The transcript has 8 exons. NCBI's taxonomy places the organism in Eukaryota, Metazoa, Arthropoda, Arachnida, Scorpiones, Buthidae. The coding region runs from base 1 to 615 and encodes 204 amino acids. The record is from RefSeq and is a predicted model, not a curated record.
AUGACUAGCGUAAUUGUGUUGUCAUCAGGAAAAUGCUAUGAACGACAAUCAAAUAAGCUUUUUAAUAUUGGAAAUAUAUCUGAAGAUGUUUCUGUAGAAAUUUCAUCACAAGGAAUGUCUUUAAUAGAAACAUACUUUUUUCUGAGUGGUUUCUUAACAUUCUAUUUACGAAGAAACGAUGGAAACAAAUCCAUACUGUACUACUUCGUCUAUCUGUUGAAAAGAUACAUAAGAUUGACUUUUCCAUUGCUGUGCGUGUUGGCUUUCUUCAUAAUUUUGCCACUUUGUGGCGAAGGACCACAUUGGGAUCUCGUAAAUAAAGAAGCAAGAAAGGCUGAACAAUACUGGUGGAGACAUAUUCUUCAUAUUCAAAAUUUAUACAAUAUGCCAUUAGAUUUUUUUAUACAUAUGUGGUACGUUGAUGCGUUGAUGCAGUUAAAUGUAAUUACGGUUCUUUUAUUAUAUAUUCAUGACAGAAAUCUUGAGAAUUUGUUCCUGUAUCUUUAUCAGAAACCUUACUUUAUCCAUCUGAGUUCUUACUGCUUCGGCUUAUUAAUAGGAUACGCUUUAUUCAAAAAGAAACAAUUCAAAUUCGGAAAGUUUUAUUCCUCGUAA